AUGACGCAUCAGAAAACUCACACAGGUGAGAAGCCAUAUGAAUGUACUGAGUGUGGGAAAGCUUUCAUCUCCCGUUCAAAACUUAAUAGGCAUAAGAGAACUCAUACAGGUAAAAAGCCAUAUGAAUGUACUGAGUGUCGGAAAGCUUUCUUCUCCAAGUCAUAUCUCACAGAUCAUCAGCAAACACAUGCAGGUGAGAAGCCAUAUGAAUGUUUUAAAUGUGGGAAAUCCUUCCUCUACAAGUCAAAAUUAAUUACUCACUUUAGAAUUCAUACAGGGGAGAAAGCAUAUGAAUGUACUGAAUGUGGGAAAGUAUUCAACUUCAAGUCAUAUCUUAUUAAGCAUCAGAGAACUCACAUAGGUGAGAGGUCAUAUGAAUGUACUAAAUGUGAGAGAUCCUUCAUGUCCAGGACACACCUAAUGACUCAUUGGAGAACUCAUACAGGUGAGAAGCCAUAUGAAUGUACUGUUUGUGGGAAAGCCUUCAUCUCCAAGUCAGGUUUUAGUGUGCAUCAGAGAACUCACACAGGUGAAAAGCCAUAUGAAUGUGCUCAAUGUGAGAAAACCUUCAUCUGUAAGUCACAUCUUAUUACUCAUCAAAGAACUCACAGAGGCGAAAGGGCAUAUAAAUGUACCAAAUGUGAGAAAACUUUCAUCCACAAGUCAUAUCUCAUUAGGCAUCAGAGAACUCAUACAGGUGAAAGGCCAUAUGAUUGUACUGAAUGUGGUAGAGCCUUCACCACCAAGUCAUAUCUUAAAUUGCAUAAGAGAACUCACACAGGGGAGAAGCCAUAUGAAUGUACUAAAUGUGGGAAAGCCUUCAACUUCAAAUCACAUCUUAAUAGGCAUCAGAGAUCUCACACUGGUGAAAAGCCAUAUGAAUGUACUGAAUGUUGUAAAGCCUUCACCCAGAAGUCACAUCUCACUAACCACCAGAGAACUCACACAGGUGACAGGCCAUAUGUGAGAAAACUUUUUUCUCCCAGUCAUGUUUUAUGA
Messenger RNA from Jaculus jaculus (lesser Egyptian jerboa), 999 nucleotides. Its product is annotated as zinc finger protein 182-like. The record is from RefSeq and is a predicted model, not a curated record. Lineage: Eukaryota; Metazoa; Chordata; Mammalia; Rodentia; Dipodidae. The transcript is spliced from 2 exons. The coding region runs from base 1 to 999 and encodes 332 amino acids.